GAAGUACUUGUUUUGCACAUCCGGGGUAUGAUCGGUGUUUACGUUACGUGAGUCCUCAGCAGCAUGCUAACCGGACAGUUUGUGGACCGGUAACGACUCUGAGGCGUUGCCGUUAACAUCAGUCAGACACCCAGCCGGUUACCGGAGAAGCUUGUCUUCCACACAGUUUGGAUUUAAGGAGAAAAACAGAGAAGAUGUCUCCGCCUGCCGAUGCUAAUGCUAAUGCUAAUGCUAACGUGGAUCAGAAGGUUCUGCAGUAUGAAACUUUCAUCAACGAAGUUCUGAGGAGAGAUUUACAGAGGGUGUUGGAGCAGAGAGACACUGUGUAUGAGAAGAUCUCUCAGUAUCUGCAGCUGAAGAACACCAUACAGAGUCUGCAGGAGUCUGGCUCUCAGCAGCUGAAGACAGACGUGGAUCUCGGCUGUAACUUCUUCGUCCAGGCUGAAGUGGAGGACUCAUCCAGGAUCUAUGUGGCGGUCGGUUACGGUUUCUUCGUGGAGAUGACCCACGACGAAGCUCUGCGAUUCAUCGACAAGAAGACGAGUCAGCUCACAGCCUUCACAGAGCAGCUCACCAAAGACUCUGCAAAGAUUAAAGCCAACAUCCGCAUGGUGCUCGAGGGUCUGAGGGAGCUGCAGGGACUGACCGAUCUGCCAGAGAGCAGAAGAGAGGUCUUUUAGACGCGUCCACGUGUUGGACGAGCUGAGGACGUUCAGACCUGCUGACUUCACGUUCAACAGACUGAAGCUUUGUUCAGAUGGGACGAACAGACCUUGACUUUAAUACAAACUUAUCACUCAGUAUACUGUAACCAUGGUGAUGGGAUAGGAUAUUAUGGUCUGUAACAGAGAAGGACAUUCAGCAGGACAGAUGUCUCCACAGGAGGGCGCCAGAGAGGCGAGCAGGAGGUGAAUUAGAGUCUCUCCUUCAUCGCUCAGUGACCGUGAACACACAGACGUGAAACACAUGUUGAUCUCGUUCAGUGUGACGUCUCAACGUCUCUGAUGUUCGUCCAGACGAAAUAAACCCGCUCAGAAAUCA
Epinephelus fuscoguttatus (brown-marbled grouper) is the source of this 1041-nucleotide messenger RNA. RefSeq names its product ubiquitously-expressed, prefoldin-like chaperone (gene uxt). Gene Ontology annotation, molecular function: transcription corepressor activity. The transcript is spliced from 6 exons. The record is from RefSeq and is a predicted model, not a curated record. Gene Ontology annotation, biological process: negative regulation of transcription by RNA polymerase II. Lineage: Eukaryota; Metazoa; Chordata; Actinopteri; Perciformes; Serranidae. Bases 195 to 680 code for a protein of 161 amino acids.